GACGAUACGAUACCCACAACCAAGGAAAUCUGCUGAUGGCGCUUUGUAGCUACUCAUGUUAGACACGCUGUACUACAUUAUAAUAAUUUUAAUAAUCUAGCGCCAGAAACGGACGCAUGAAGUCCUGCGAAAACAACCAGCAUAUGAGUGAAUUGCUUGAGUUGUCUACAUACCCCAAAAAACGGUAUGUAAAGUGGUGCAAAUCUGAUGGAUUCCUUGGUUUUUUCCCCGUCGGAUCCUCAUCCGGGAUACGCAUGUCAUCGAACGCCCCUCCCGCCUUCUCCUCAAUACUCGAGUCCCCCAAGGUUUCUUUCCCCACCUUUCCGCAAUGAAAAUAGGAAAAUCUCCGCUCUUCUCCGCUCUUUUGGGUCUUUCCACUACCCUUUUUUUUCUACCCUUUAUUUUUUUCAGGGAUUUAUACUUUUUUGCUUUUAUACUUUGAGAAAUGAUUUUUUUUCUAGGUUUAUUAUGGCUAGCUCUUGGAUAUUUCAGCAUAGUUGUAGUUCUGUAUUAUACAUCGCAUCGUACAUGUGGAGGAGACAUCCAUGGAGAGGCAGAGGGGGUGGUUCACCUAGUUUAGUAGUAUUGUACCGUGUAUGAUUAAUUACCCCACUGUUUUUUCUACGGCUAGUAUGGUAGCAGUAGUCCCUUGCCACUUGCCCCUUGUCCCCUGCCUUAAUCCCCCUGAACGCCAUGAGGAUUUUGAAUUGUUCGGUUUGAUUGUUGAUUAGCUGUUUUGGCUUUUAUGCUUGGCUGGCGGGGG
Messenger RNA from Pseudovirgaria hyperparasitica, 763 nucleotides. RefSeq lists its product as uncharacterized. Bases 208 to 600 code for a protein of 130 amino acids. Lineage: Eukaryota; Fungi; Ascomycota; Dothideomycetes; Acrospermales; Acrospermaceae. The record is from RefSeq and is a predicted model, not a curated record. The transcript has a single exon.